Pseudogymnoascus destructans is the source of this 1100-nucleotide messenger RNA. RefSeq lists its product as uncharacterized. The record is from RefSeq and is a predicted model, not a curated record. The coding region runs from base 142 to 768 and encodes 208 amino acids. NCBI's taxonomy places the organism in Eukaryota, Fungi, Ascomycota, Leotiomycetes, Thelebolales, Thelebolaceae. The transcript has 2 exons.
CAUAGACGCGUUCAGCAGAUAAGUUUGGCUAUUCCCUCCUGCCUCUGCAUGAUUCCUCAGAUAUCAACUGUUGAAGUCUGAUUUUUCUCCCGUUCCAAUUCAGCCCAUCCAGCUUCUCCAUUACGACGAAAACUAGCAAUCAUGUCUGCCCCCACUGAACCCCGCCCUGACCCAUUCCGCCACACCUGCCUCGUCCCCUAUGUCGAAGCUGCCACAGCACCGCCCGCCAUCGCCGAAAAGAUCAAUGUCCUGCCCUUCCGUCGCAAUAUCUUCCUUCUUUUGGCGCACUCCCCCGGCUUGUUCCCACACAUGAUGGGGCUUAUCGGCGGUUGCUUCAACAAGGAUGUUCGCAAGAUCCCCUUGCUAGACUGGCAACUCAUCGUCCUCCGCACCGCCACCACCCUCGGUGCAAAAUAUGAAUACGACGUCAACCUCCCCGUCGCCGAGAUCUUCAACUUGGGCGAAGAAAAGAUCGCCGCCAUCGGCUGCACUGCCUUAAGUGUGCGCCAAGGCGAAGGCCCAUGGACUGCCCGCCAGCGCGUAAUCCUGCGAGUUGUGGAUGAGCAGCUCGCGACCUACACCAAUACCCCUGGCACGAUCAAGGAUGCGGUGGAGAUCCUGGGCCAUGCGGAGUUGGUGGAGGUGCUCAUUAUUUUGGGGACUUAUUCCACACUUGCUAGGAUCAUUAAUGGGUUGAGAAUUGAUGAUGAUCAGCCGGUCAGGCCGGAGGGGUUGGAGGACAUGUUGAAGGCCAGUGUUACCGAGUAGAGCGGGGUGUGAUGUGACAAACGCAAGUGCUGUGCGUUGAUGAUGUUUAGUUGCUUUUGGAUUUUAUUGAUUUAUUGAUUUAUUGAUUUUGUUUUUGUUUUUGUUUUUACUUUUACUUUUACUUUUUAUUUUAUGAGACAGAUGAGUUUACAUUCCGUUCCAAAGUAACAGUAACAGUAACGAGACACAAAAAACACAAAGUAAGAAAAUCUGCCCACCCGGUCAUCGAGAAUACAACAUCCAACUUCCCGUACCUACUGCUCCGCUUUACCCAUGCGCCACGAGGAUCUUUUGUCGGAACAGUUACACAUGGGGAGUUUGGUAAUGGGGAG